This is a messenger RNA of Monosiga brevicollis MX1, 987 nucleotides long. RefSeq lists its product as uncharacterized. Gene Ontology annotation, biological process: regulation of glycogen biosynthetic process. The record is from RefSeq and is a predicted model, not a curated record. Gene Ontology annotation, cellular component: protein phosphatase type 1 complex. Bases 1 to 987 code for a protein of 328 amino acids. The transcript has a single exon. NCBI's taxonomy places the organism in Eukaryota, Choanoflagellata, Craspedida, Salpingoecidae. Gene Ontology annotation, molecular function: glycogen binding; protein phosphatase 1 binding.
AUGGCCGCCGCGGCUGCCCCGGCCGCCCCCCUCCCCACGGCUCCUACCACCUCGCGUCGCUGCUCCCCCGUCAAGCAAGAAUCGAUGGACGCCAUCACUGAUCUCUUGCAAGCCACGCUCUGCAAAAUCGAGACGGCCUCACCCGCUCCCGCUCCCUCGUCCUCGUCCACCCUCGCGCCUCGCCGCGGUGUCAAUGUACUAUCCCUUCAAAAUCUGGCCGAGACCAACACGGCGGCCCUCACGCCCGCCCUGACCCCGGUCCCGCCACCCGCCGCCAACACCACCAGCUCGAGUGUCCCCUGCACCCCCACCAACGCCUGCAAGACCGCCAACGUCACACCCCGCAAGGCCCGCCUCACGCGUCGCCUGACCUGGAGCGACGAACGCGGUGGUCAACUCGAACACAAGUGCCACUUUAGCAAAUACGACGAACCCUAUCGCUGUGGUCGCCGACCCCACGCGCGCCCCACCGUCCAAGCCGACCUCGACAUUGGCGCCACCCUCACCGACUCGAGCACCGUCCUGGCCUUUGACUCGGCCCAGCUCUGCGCUCCACACCUCAUGGCCGAACGUGCCUGCCAGCAAGGCGUCGUCCUUGAACAAAUCAACGUCCGCCUCCCCUACAUCUUUUGCACCGUUCGGGUCGCCAACCUGGCUUACGCCAAAUCGGUCAAGAUCAAAUACACUUGCGACAACUGGGCCACCUCGGACGUGGUCGAGGGCGCCUGGAUUUCCUCGGGCCUGGAACGCGACACGGAGCGCUUCGUCGCCACCAUCAGCCUCUACAACUUUCGUCUCAUCAAAAAUCUUCAGCUCUGUGUCCAGUACAACGCUGCCGAUCAAGAACGCUGGGACAGCGCCGAUGGGCGCAACUACCAGCUUCGCCAAGUCUCCCGUGCCGAUGCCCGCACCCUUUCCCCUCCCCCCUACCGCAAAUGGCAACAACAGGGGGCCUGGCAUGACUCGUGCCUCGGCGCCUUUUUGUGA